This is a messenger RNA of Folsomia candida, 1998 nucleotides long. RefSeq names its product 2-hydroxyacylsphingosine 1-beta-galactosyltransferase. The transcript is spliced from 6 exons. NCBI's taxonomy places the organism in Eukaryota, Metazoa, Arthropoda, Collembola, Entomobryomorpha, Isotomidae. Gene Ontology annotation, molecular function: UDP-glycosyltransferase activity. Bases 234 to 1847 code for a protein of 537 amino acids. The record is from RefSeq and is a predicted model, not a curated record.
UCGUUCAUUACACAGUCAGUCACGUGGAUUAUGAAUCCAGUUUUUAUCUGUCAUUGCAUUGUUUCAGAUUAUCAACAUAAUAUUUACCCAGAGUUCAAUCAGAACAGUUAAAUAACGUUCUUGCUGGGCGUAUUAUAAGCGCCAAUGAAAAAUAGCACCAGUAUUGACGCAUACACAUACGUUUUACGUGAUCACAGAAUAUCACACCCAUUUUGCCCAAUAAACGAUUAAAAAUGAAUUACAAAAAUUUAUUUAAUUAUUUCAUAAUAUUUUUACACUUCCCUUCAUUUCCAGCCGAGAAAAUAUUAUUUUUCUUUGGGGGAGGUAGUUACAGUAUGAAAAACAGUGCUUGGCCAUGGGCGACGGAAUUGGCAGAUCGUGGACAUCAAGUUACAUUUCUCUCCGCUCAUUCUAAACAGCCUACAAAACAUGGUCAAAUUCGGGACUUGGCAACUCCAACGUUGGUGCAGUUGAUGGGCGUCCUGUAUGGAAUUGAUAGAUUCCAGCAACGGAAGGACCACCAGGAAAAAGAUCUUUUGACCAAAUAUUCGGCACUGAGCGUGGAAAUUUGUGAAACAAUAUUCUUUAAAUCUCAAGAGGACGCUUUACUUCAAGACGUGAUUCAUAAGGAAAGCUACGAUCUCGUGAUUGUCAAUGUGAUUUUUGGAGAAUGCGGAUUUGUCUUUGCUGCAAAGUAUAACGCCAAGACUAUUUUAUUUGAUGGCAGUGUUCCUCUCCCUUGGUUUUUUGACGUUUACGGGUUCCACGCGGAUACAUCCUGGAUUCCUGAUGUGCUAAUGAAGUAUGACAACUUCCCACUAACGUUGGUGGACAGAGUUACAAGCACAAUUUGGCCAUUAUACUGGUACUGGGACAGACAUUGCGUAGUGUAUCCAGGAAUGGAUAGAUUAAUGGAAAAGGCUUUUGGGAAGGAAAACGCGUUGCCAUUUUACGAGUUGGAAAAGAACACGAGUCUUGUGGUGGUCAAUUCUCACCAUGCGACUGAUUUUGCAUACUCAUUUCCUCCGCUAGUAAUUCAGAUCGGUGGAAUUCAGACUUGGCUUCCAGAACAGGAAAUUCCAGAACCAUACCAAAGCUAUUUGGAUGGGGCUGGGGAAGGUGGAGCCGUUCUCAUUUCAUUCGGUUCUACAAUUCCACUGGAAAAAAUUUCAUCAAAUUAUGUGGACAUGUUUUUCAAGUUGAUACAAAAAAAUGAAAAUGUGAGAUUUAUUUUGAAAUGGAAUGGUCCACUGCCGGAAAAGUAUAAAAAUGGGUUCGACAACUUGCUCGUAUCGAGUUGGAUUCCUCAAAGAGAACUUUUAAGACACCAAAAAAUUAAGGGAUUCAUUUCUCACGGGGGUUUAAAUUCCAUUCAGGAAGCCACAUUUUAUGCAGUUCCAUUAAUUGUCCUCCCGUUAUUUGCAGAUCAAGACUAUAAUGCGUUCAGGGUUGAUGCGCAGAAAGUAGGCGUUAGGUUAGAAGUACGUGAUCUAACAUUUGAACAAUUGGAUGCUGCACUUAUCAAAAUAUUAACAGAUUCUCAAUAUAAGGAAAACAUGAAAGUGAAAUCCAAAAUUUUCCGUGAUCGUCCUGCAAGUCCACUUGAAACCGUUGUUUAUUGGACAGAAUUUGUGUUGCGAAAUGACGAUAUUUCUUCUAUCAAGCCAAUGAACAAUGGCUUGACAUGGUACCAGCGUAGAUUAUUGGAUGUGUAUUUAGUCUAUGCAACAGUAAUUUUUCUAUCACUGACCUUUGUAAGCUGCUUAAUUUUUAAGAUUUUGAAGUUAGCAUUCAGAUCUAAUGCGUCACCAAAAACAGCUACAAAAUCAAAGAAAAAGAUUUCGUAGUGUAAUUGACGAAUUUAAUUAUUACGCUAGAAUCUGACAAAAAUAUUGUUAUUUGUGCUUAUAGUUUAUUUACCUUUUUGUGGGUUUGACCAAGAUAAUCUGGCCAAACCAAUAAAUGCAAUUGUCCGAUAAUAAAUAAUUUAAAACAGGA